This is a messenger RNA of Corythoichthys intestinalis (scribbled pipefish), 1949 nucleotides long. RefSeq names its product voltage-dependent calcium channel gamma-5 subunit. The coding region runs from base 195 to 1028 and encodes 277 amino acids. Gene Ontology annotation, molecular function: channel regulator activity; voltage-gated calcium channel activity. Gene Ontology annotation, cellular component: AMPA glutamate receptor complex; postsynaptic density membrane. The record is from RefSeq and is a predicted model, not a curated record. NCBI's taxonomy places the organism in Eukaryota, Metazoa, Chordata, Actinopteri, Syngnathiformes, Syngnathidae. The transcript has 7 exons. Gene Ontology annotation, biological process: transmission of nerve impulse; positive regulation of synaptic transmission, glutamatergic; calcium ion transport.
CCCAACUCGUCGGCGUGCACGAGCCCGAGGUGGCCACAGCUGUGCUUUGCGCGGUCCAAAGUGAAGACUACGCUGAAUAACAAUAAAGAGAAGAACAACAUUCAGGAUAAAAAGCCAUAUUUUCCCCGCAAAAACUUCCCUCUGUGAAGCUUCCCUUUCUGCUGGCGGCGCCCCUUUGCUCUUGAGGCUGUGGUAUGAGCCUAUGUGGCAGGAAGGCGCUGACGUUGCUGAGCAGCGUGUUCGCUGUUUGCGGCCUGGGCCUGCUGGGCAUCGCCGUAAGCACCGACUACUGGCUUUACCUGGAGGAAGGCGUCAUCCUUCCUGUCAACCAGAGCACCGAGAUACGCAUGUCGCUCCACUCUGGCCUCUGGAGGGUUUGUUUCCUGGCAGGGGAGGAGAAAGGUCGCUGUUUUACCAUUGAAUAUGUGAUGCCUACUAAAGUCCAGAUGACUUCGGAGUCCACAGUUAGUGUCCUAAAAAUGAUCCGUUCAGCCACACCUUUUCCACUGGUCAGCCUCUUCUUCAUGUUCAUUGGUUUUGUCCUCAGCAACAUUGGUCACAUUCGACCACAUCGCACCAUCCUGGCCUUUGUUUCGGGAAUUUUUUUCAUUCUAUCAGGUCUGUCUCUAGUUGUUGGUCUAGUAUUAUACAUUUCAAACAUCAAUGAUGAAAUGUUGAAUAGAACCAAAAGUAACGAGGCCUACUUCAGCUACAAGUACGGAUGGUCGUUUGCUUUUGCAGCCAUCUCCUUCCUUCUAACCGAGGCGGCUGGUGUGAUGUCCGUGUACCUGUUCAUGAAGCGCUACACGGCCGAGGAGAUGUACCGGCCCCACCAGGGCUUCUACCGGCCUCGCCUCAGCAACUGCUCAGACUACUCGGGCCAGUUCCUCCACCCUGAUGCGUGGGCCGGGCGCGGUCGCAGCCCCUCAUCCAUCUCUUCCGAGGCUUCCCUCCAGAUGAAUUCCUCCAACUACCCCGCUCUCCUCAAGUGUCCCGAGUACGAACAGAUGUCCUCCUCACCAUGCUGAAGCAAAGAACGCCCUGAGGAACCCAUCUUGAUGCCAAAGGAAGAACCCGUGACACAGCGCUCAGUUUCUCUCGUUAUGACUCUUCGUAGUUUAUAUUAAGAGCUGAGUAACGUGUUGGUUAUGAAUAAAUUCUCACUGGUAAAAUUACCAAAACAAAGAGCCAGUAUUACUAAUAUUUAUAUAGUGUAAUCUAUCUACUGAAGGUCGGGUCAUUGGAGAGUGUGCACCAUAAUUUUGCAACAUUUGAAUGUAAGAUGUGUUGAGGAAAAACUGUUAAAUUGAAUUAUACAGCUUAAUUUCAACCCAAUUUGUAGAUUUAUUUUUGUAGUUAAUGCCCUUUUAACACAAUAAUCCUGUUGAGAUUAAUCAAAAAAAGGAAUUCUACCAAGGAAAAUGGACGCAGAGUACUACUGAAAGGAAACAUUUCAUACAGCAUAUUUAAUGUUUAAAACUAUUACUGAGAAACACGUUGUCUUGUGCAAUUAUUUUACCUUGGGUCACUAAAAUGAUAAUUGUUCAUAUUUAAUGUUGCAUGGCGUGAACUCAUGUAUUUUUAUUGAAAUGUAAACUUGUUUAUUCAGUGGUUGUAUAACAUGAUACAUAAACUGAAUAAACACAACUUUGUAUAUACAGUAGAUAUAUUCCAAAUAUAUGUGUAUAUAAAUAUGAACUCAUUGAUGUAUAUAGACUCAGUUUUGUAUAGAGAAGAGUUUAAAUAAACAUUUAUGGAUGUUCUGUUAUUGAAUAGAAUAUUCGGCGAUAUCUAGAACUGCUGCUUUACCUCUGCCUCACAGUCAGAAUUUUGCAUAAUAAUAUUUAAAUGUAAAAAUGGUUGUGACAUUGCAAAUGUGAAUAUUUAUUGUGUAUUUUUGCAGUUCCAGUUUCCUGAUGUUAACUGUGAGUGUAUACUCAGUGAAAUAA